Messenger RNA from Osmerus eperlanus (European smelt), 2888 nucleotides. RefSeq names its product microsomal triglyceride transfer protein (gene mttp). Gene Ontology annotation, biological process: lipid transport; lipoprotein metabolic process; cholesterol homeostasis. NCBI's taxonomy places the organism in Eukaryota, Metazoa, Chordata, Actinopteri, Osmeriformes, Osmeridae. Bases 131 to 2782 code for a protein of 883 amino acids. Gene Ontology annotation, molecular function: lipid binding. The transcript has 18 exons. Gene Ontology annotation, cellular component: basolateral plasma membrane; Golgi apparatus; endoplasmic reticulum. The record is from RefSeq and is a predicted model, not a curated record.
GCCCUCCUGAUAGAUAAAACAUAAUUAGAGUAGCUUCGACUUGCCUAGCCUUUCUUUUUGCCCGCCGGGUGACUGUUCAGUCACAAACGUUUACCUUCUUCUAAACAUCUGGUAACAAUAAGAGCACGAGAUGUUUACGCUGCUUGUGGUCUUGCUGUGCGUAACGUCCGUUCUCUCUGAAUCUACCAAAGGUGCGGGAGCAGCCCCCAGGGUGAACAAUGACCGGCUGUACAAAUUCAGCUACUCCACUGAGGUGAUACUAGACAGAUCCAGGGCCUUGCGAAAGGGUGGUGCUGGCUUCAGGAUCUCCAGCGACGUGGAUGUCAACUUAGUGUGGAGGCAGGCCGGUGACUCGGAAGAGCAGCUCAUUCAACUGGAGAUCUCCAAUGUGCGGGUUGAGAAUGUGGCCCCCCGCUCGGCAAAGAAGAACAUCUUCCAGGGCUCCACGACAGAGGGUCUCCUGGGGAACAGCAAGCUCGCCUCUCUGCAGAGGCCGUUUCUGGUGCACCUGAGAAAUGGAAAGGUGAAGGCUUUCUAUUGCUAUAGGGCGGAGCCUGCGAUUGUCAAGAACCUGAAGAGGGGUGUGGCCAGCCUGCUGCAGGUGCAGCUAACUAGUGGAAAGACAAUUGAGAAUGAUGUAUCAGGAAGGUGCAGAGUGGAGUACAAGGCUGCCCAGGGUCAGGUGACACGCACCAAGAUCCUGAAUACCUGCAAGACGGCAGAAACUGGCUUCACCACGAUCAGCAAGGUGUUGGGUGUGAGCAGGAAGUCAAGCUCAGUAACAGUGUUCACCUUGGAGGACGGCUUCAUCAAGUCUGCUGUAUCUGAGGAGACUCACUUCCUGGUAACCAAUGCUCGGCGCUCCACAGGUGCCAAAGUUGUGUCCAGACAAACCUUGACACUGGUCGGAAUUGAGGCUGGCCCCCUGGAGGUUGCAGGGAAAGAUGUUACUGCAGUCGUCAAGUCCCGGGACGAGAAACUGGUGGCUGUAGGUGUGAUGGCGGGCAAGGUCAAGUCCCAGUGCAAAGGCUGUCCAUCGCUGUGGGAGCAGUGGCAGGCUGAUAAGAAGCAGCUGGAGCCUGCCAGCCUGUCCAAGGCCUCGGCUCCCAGGAGCUUCCUGGCUCUGAUCCAGAGCAUCAGGAAAGCCUCCAAGGAUGAGAUCCUCCAAGUGCUGCAGAGCGCCAGCAAGUCGUUGCUGCCUCAGGUGGUGGACGCCGUCACCUCCUCACAGACUCCUGCCUCGCUGGACGCCAUGCUGACCUUCCUCAACUUCACAGACCCCAAGGGCCUGGUCCUGCAGGAGAGGUUCCUGUACGCCUGUGGCUUCGCCUCGCACCCCAAUGAGAGGAUGCUCCAAGCCCUUGUGGACAUUUCCAAGAAAAAGAUUGGCAGUAAUGACAUCAGAGAGUCAAUGGUGAUCAUCAUGGGGGCCCUGGUGUUCAAGCUUUGCCAGGAAGGACAAUGUGAUUUACCGACUGUGGUGGAGGUGAAGAAGAUGAUUCUGGAGGGGCCCGACAGUACGGACAAGGAGUCUGAGGUCCAGAUGUACCUACUGGCCCUGAAGAACUCUCUGUUGCCCGAGGCCAUCCCACUCUUCACCAGAUACACAGAGUCAGAGGUGGGGGCCUAUAGCACCAUCGCCCUAACCACCCUCCAGCGAUACGAUGUUGCCCUCAUCACCGACGAGGUCAAAAGGACGGUGAACAGAGUGUACCACCAGAACCGACGGGUGUAUGAGAAGAAUGUGAGGGUGGCUGCCGCUGAUGUCAUCCUGAGCAGCAACCCUUCCUACAUGGAGGUCAAGAACAUGCUUCUGUCCAUCGGAAACCUGCCGCAUGAGAUGAACAAGUACAUGUUGUCCAAGGUGCAGGACAUCCUGCACUUUGACAUGCCUGCCAGCAAAAUAGUUCGGCAAGCUAUGAAGGACAUGAUUUCCCACAACUAUGACCGCUUCUCUAAAGUUGGGUCCUCCUCUGCGUACUCAGGUUACAUGGCACGUUCUGCUGAUGUCACUUCCACCUAUAGCUUGGACAUCCUGUAUUCUGGCUCAGGAGUAAUGAGGAGGAGCAUCAUGAACAUCUACGGUGCCACUAACGACGCGCUCCUCCACGGCCUGCAGGUGGCCAUCGAGGCCCAAGGUUUGGAGACGCUGAUCGCAGCCACGCCCGACGAGGGGGAGGAGGAUCUGGAGUCCUUUGCCGGGAUGUCCGCUCUGCUCUUUGAUGUGCAGCUGCGGCCCGUCACCUUCUUCAAGGGCUACAGCGACCUGAUGUCCAAGAUGUUCUCCAUGUCAGGAGAGCCCAUAAACGUGGUGAAGGGCCUGAUCUUGCUGUCGGACCACUCUGAGGUCAUUCAGCUGCAAUCCGGUCUGAAGGCCAACGCUGAGUUCCAGGGAGGUUUGGCCAUCGACAUCUCAGGAGGCAUGGAGAUUAGCCUGUGGUACAGAGAGUCCAAGACCAGCGUCAACAACAGGGGGGCUCUGGUGGUCACUGGGAAUGUAACGGUGGACAUGGACUUCGUUCGCACUGGAAUGGAAGUCAGCUUUGAGACAGAGGCGUCGCUGGACUUCGUCACAACCGUUCAGUUCUCUGAGUAUCCCUUCCUGGUGUGCAUGCAGAUGGACAAGGCAACCUUCCCUUUCAGCGAGUCCUUCAGUAAAUAUGAGAGUCUUCCAUCGGGGAAGAGUUUUGUGUCGCACAAGGCAAAGAAGCAGCUGGUGCCAGGUUCUGAAUUCCCUCUCCACCAGGAGAACUCCAACAUGUGCAAGAGAGUGUUUGAGUAACACUGCUAGAUAAUGUGAAAAUAUCAAAUGGACAGAAACUCAGGGGGCAGGAUACUGACUUUUGAGUCCUACUUGACCUUCUCGCUUGAGAAAUAUUUAUUUGUUU